This is a messenger RNA of Gaeumannomyces tritici R3-111a-1, 2430 nucleotides long. RefSeq lists its product as hypothetical. Bases 195 to 1916 code for a protein of 573 amino acids. The record is from RefSeq and is a predicted model, not a curated record. The transcript has 3 exons. Gene Ontology annotation, molecular function: NADH dehydrogenase activity. NCBI's taxonomy places the organism in Eukaryota, Fungi, Ascomycota, Sordariomycetes, Magnaporthales, Magnaporthaceae.
CCCCCAAAUACCCUCCACAUCACACACACACACACACACACACCCACAUCCGAGGAUUUUUGCUUUGCUGGUCAACCCUCUACCUCGAGCAGCACGAUACAUAUAUCGCCGCGGUAUUGUCUUGGAUACCUACCUAGGCAGGCAACCCCUCCAUCGCCCUGGGUCGAGCUUCCCAAGCUCCCAGACCUGACGUCAUGGCGUCCACCAUGGCCCUAGCGCGGCUCGCGCCGAUGCAGAUGCGCGGCGCCCUGACCGCCAGGCAGAUCAUCACGUCCGCCGCCCGCCGCCCGCUGCAGCCAGCCGGCAGCGCCCUGCUGCUGAGGAGGCAGUACGCCACCGGAGGUGCCCCCGAGGCCCAGCUCUCGCCCGCGCCGAAGAAGCCGAGGCGGUUCCGAAAACUGCGCUGGGCCUGGCGCCUGACCUACCUGUCGCUGCUCGGCGGCCUUGGCUACACGGGAUACUCCAUCUACAAGGAGAGGCAUCCCGACGAGCAGAUCGAGCCUGACCCCUCCCGCAAGACUCUCGUGAUCCUCGGCACCGGCUGGGGCUCCGUCUCCCUCAUCAAGAACCUGGACGUCGAGAACUACAACGUCGUUGUCAUAUCGCCGCGCAACUACUUCCUCUUCACCCCGCUGCUACCGUCGUGCACCACUGGCACCAUCGAGCACCGGUCCAUCAUGGAGCCCAUAAGGACCAUCCUGCGCAACAAGAAGGCCCGCGUCAAGUACUACGAGGCCGAGGCCAGCAGCGUCGACCCGGACCGCAAGGUGGUCAAGAUCGUCGACAACUCCGAGGUCAAGGGCGACGUGUCGGGCACCGAGGUGCCCUACGACAUGCUCGUCGUCGGCGUCGGCGCCGAGAACGCCACUUUUGGCAUUCCCGGCGUGCGCGAGCACUCGUGCUUCCUCAAGGAGAUCGGCGACGCCCAGUUCAUCCGCAAGAAGAUCAUGGACUGCGUCGAGACGGCCGCGUUCAAGGACCAGACCCCGGAGGAGAUCGACCGCCUGCUGAGCGUGGUGGUGGUCGGCGGCGGCCCCACGGGCGUCGAGUUCGCCGGCGAACUGGCCGACUUCUUCGAGGAGGACAUCCGCAAGCUCAUCCCCGAGAUUAGCGACCGGUUCAGGGUCACGCUUGUCGAGGCCCUGCCCUCGGUCCUGCCCAGCUUCUCCAAGCAGCUGAUCGAGUACACCGAGAGCACGCUCAAGGAGGAGAAGAUCCAGAUCGAGACCAAGACCAUGGUCCAAAAGGUGACGGACAAGACGGUCGAGGCCACCACGACCCGGCCCGACGGCACCAAGGAGCGGCGCGUGCUCCCCUACGGCCUCCUGGUCUGGGCCACGGGCAAUGCCGUCCGCCCGCUCGUCAAGGACCUGUGCGCCAGGAUCCCGGCCCAGAAGGACUCGCGCCGCGGCCUGGCCACCAACGAGUACCUGGUGGUGCAGGGCGCGCGCGACAUCUGGGCCAUCGGCGACUGCGCCGUGGCCGGCUACGUGCCGACGGCCCAGGUGGCGUCGCAGGAGGGCGCCUUCCUGGCCCGCCUCUUCAACAACAUGGCCAAGACCGAGGCGGUCGAGGCGAGGAUACAGGACCUGAGCUCGUCGCUCAACCUCAAGCCGGGCGUCAACGCGGCCGAGAUCAGCGCCCAGAUCGCCGAGCACGAGCGCAAGCUCCGCCGCGUCAAGGACAUCAAGCCCUUCCACUACUCGCACCAGGGCUCGCUCGCCUACAUCGGCUCCGACAAGGCCGUCGCCGACAUCAGCUGGCUCGACGGCAACUUUGCCACGGGCGGCCGUCUGACAUACCUGUUUUGGCGGAGCGCCUACCUGUCCAUGUGCUUCAGCGGUCGGAACCGGAUAUUGGUCAUCAACGACUGGCUGAAGUCCAAGCUCUUUGGUCGUGACGUGUCCCGUGAAUAAGGACACCGAGCCCUUGGAUCGGCCACGCUUGCCUUUGUUGCUUAUUCGAUUUCCUUGCCUGGAACCAUGGAGUUUUGUGCGACAAGCGGCCCCCCUUGCGAUUUUGUUUGUUUUUUUUCAUAGACCGGGACGAUGGGGCCAAGGAGAGCAUAAUGGAAACGGAUAGACUUGUGUGUUCUUUAGGUAAUUUGCGGGGGGGGAUUUUUUUUUCCUGUUCGGCCUUUUUUCUUCUUCGCAAUCUAGAAUCUUGGCAGGCAGGCAGACAGCCGUCAUUGGUUUUCUUUUCGGCCUUGGUUCUUUUCUGCUUUGGAAUUCGCGAUGAGAUUUCUACGGGCCCAACCUGCUGAGACCUGUGCUUGUUCGUGGAGACGUCAAAAAGUGUGGGUGGUCAAAGACAGCUUGGGUUUUUAGGUUUGGGAAAACAGGAAUGGAUAUUACCUGCUAGUGACUCGGAAUGAGAUCUGCACAAUGUAACAUGCCCAACCACAGCGCCUCCGUUUUCUCUUCCUUGUCC